GUCGGCUGCAGGUCGCUUGGAGAGGAACGCGCAGCGGCUGAGGAAACACUAGAACCCGUCUGUAGUCUGCCUGCACUGCUUUAAGUGCGAGUCUUAUUCUCUUCUUAUCGCUACCUGGCAUUUUCAUCAACUUGGAGGAAUACAAACAUCUUCGAAGAAUCAAUUUGAAAAGGACAGACGGCCCUCUCAGCCCCGUCCCUCCACCCCAGUGAUGCUUAGCUGCUGUAUCCCAGAGGCCCACCUUGGCAGUUAGAGGAGAGGUCAUCACCAUGACUGCGUCCUCACAGGACUCCGCCCCCUCGUCUAUGGCUGGCCUCUUCCUCCUCCUCCUCCUCCUCCUCCCAGCCGUGGUAACGCAGAACUCUGCAUUCCCGACAACCCCGAGCCCGUCCUUGUUUGACCCGCUGACCCAACCAGAGUGCACAAAGAAAGAGCAUCCAAAGGUCUCCAUCCAAGCUCUCAGCCCGUGGAUUUCCACUUUCUCCCACCCUGGUGUGAGAGACUACUCCCAGCUCACCCUUGACCUGACUAGGAAUGAGCUUAUUGUGGGUGCCAGAAACUACCUUUUCAGACUGGACCUCAGUAACAUGUCGCUCAUACAGGCGACAGAAUGGGCACCGGACGAGGAAACCAGGAGGUCCUGUCAGAGCAAAGGCAAAACAGAGAUUGAAUGUCAGAACUACAUCAGAGUCCUGCUGGUGAACAAGACUGAGGUCAUGACCUGCGGAACGAAUGCCUUCCAGCCGCUAUGUAUUACCCGAGAGGUGGGAAACAUGAGCAGCGUGCUGGAGCGAGUGAACGGAGUGGCUCGCUGUCCGUACGACCCUCGGCACAACUCCACGGCGGUGGUGACGGAGAGCGGAGAGCUGUACGCCGCCACCGUCAUCGACUUCUCCGGCCGCGAUCCCGUCAUUUACCGCAGUCUGGGAGGCAUGCCGCCCCUCCGGACCGCCCAGUACAACUCCAAGUGGCUCAAUGAGCCUCACUUCAUCUCGGCCUACGACAUCGGCCUCUUCACCUUCUUCUUCCUGAGGGAGAACGCGGUGGAGCACGACUGCGGCAAGACGGUCUACUCCCGCGUGGCCAGAGUUUGCAAGAACGACAUCGGCGGUCGAUUUCUCCUGGAGGACACCUGGACCACGUUCAUGAAGGCGAGGCUCAACUGCUCUCGCUCCGGAGAGAUCCCGUUUUACUACAACGAGCUGCAGAGCACCUUCUACCUGCCCGAGCAAGACCUCAUCUACGGCAUCUUCACCACCAAUGUCAACAGCAUUGCGGCAUCUGCAGUUUGUGCCUUCAACCUGAGCGCCAUCACUCAGGCCUUCAACGGGCCUUUCCGCUCCCAGGAGAACCCUCGCUCCACCUGGCUCCCCACACCCAACCCCAUCCACAACUUCCAGUGUGGCACCAUCGAUGACGAGGGUCCCAACGAGGGUCUGACGGAGCGCAGCCUGCAGGACGCUCAGCGCCUUUACCUGAUGAACGAUGUGGUUCAGCCGGAGUCUGUCGAUCCGCUGGUCAUGCAGGAUGACGUUCGUUUCUCAAACCUAGUGGUGGACAUUGUUCAGGGCAUGGACACCCUCUACCACGUUAUCUACAUCAGCACAGAAUAUGGCACCAUCCUGAAAGCACUGGCGACGCCCAACAAGAACCUGCAAGGUUGUUACCUGGAGGAGAUGGAGCUCCUCCCAUCAGGUGUACGAGAACCAAUCCUGAGCUUGCAGAUCCUGCACAGCGACAGGUCGCUCUUCGUUGGGCUUCACAACAGAGUCCUGAAGAUCCCACUGGAGAGGUGCUCCACCUACAAAACUGAGACACUGUGCUUGGAGGCGAGGGACCCCUACUGUGGCUGGGACUUCAGGCAGCGCAGGUGCACCACGCUGGAGGACAGCUCCAACAUGAGCCAAUGGAAGCAAAACAUCACCCUGUGUCCGCUACGGAACCAGACCACCAAUGGGGGUUUCGGACCCUGGGCGCCAUGGCAACCCUGCAACAAUGAAGAUGUUGUGGACGGUGUGAGCUCCUGUUUGUGUCGCUCCAGGUCCUGUGACAGUCCUGCUCCUCGGUGUGGGGGCAAAAACUGUGAGGGUCCCACCAUCGAAGUCUCAAACUGCUCAAGAAAUGGAGGCUGGACACCGUGGUCGUCAUGGGGACAGUGCAGCACAACCUGUGGUACGGGCUUCGAGCUGCGUCAACGGUCCUGCAACAACCCGUCACCCCGACAUGGUGGCCGUGUGUGUGUGGGGCCCAGCAGAGAUGAAAGGUUCUGCAAUGAAGGGGUGUCGUGUCCUCAGCCUAUUUUCUGGACCCCAUGGGGCUCGUGGACAAAGUGCAGCACCGAGUGUGGCGGAGGUGUCCACUCGAGGGUGCGAACUUGUGAAAAUGGCAACAGCUGCCCAGGAUGUGCACUAGAGUACAAGGCCUGCAAUCUGGAGGCAUGUCCAGAGGUGAAGAGGAACACCCCCUGGACCCCCUGGAUGCCCGUCAACGUAACUCAAGGCGGCGCUCGCCAGGAGCAGAGGAUGCGCUAUAUGUGCCGAGCCCACCUGUCUGAUCCCCAUGAACUGCAGAUUGGACGGAGGAAGGUGGAGACGCGUUUCUGUCCAAAUGAUGGUACAGCAGCCUGCGAGACGGAUACCCUUGUUGAGGAGCUUCUGAAGACACCAGUGGUGAGGGUUGCGGGUUUAGGCUGGUCAUCGUGGGAAACCUGGUCGAGCUGCUCACAGAGUUGCGCCAAAGGCUACCGAACCCGUCGGCGAACUUGUGCCGGACCAGAGGGGAAGAGUGCCCCGGUGGCGUGCCGUGGCUCGCCCGUAGAAUACCAGGACUGUAACGUCCAGGCAUGUCCUGUGAAAGGUGCGUGGUCCUGCUGGUCGUCCUGGUCUCAGUGCUCCGUGGGUUGCGGUGGCGGUCACUACCAACGAACACGCUCCUGCAAUAGCCCUGCACCUGCCAAUGGAGGAGACAUUUGCAUUGGACUACACACUGAGGAGGCCCUGUGUAACACACACACUUGUGAUGAUGGUUGUGCGCAAAGAAGGGAGCAGAUGGUGGAGACUAAGCAGCCUGUUGGUGAGCACCAGACUGACAGGAAAGGUGGCUGGAUGGCCUGGUCACUGUGGUCAGCCUGUGAUGACUCAGGCUUGCAGAUGAGGAGUCGCGUAUGUGGCGCUCAGGGAAACAACCCCUGCGUGGGGAACAGCACUCAGCGCAGAGACUGCAAUGAAAUACCCGUCAUUCUGCCUGCAUCUGGUUUUGAUAAGGACCAACACUGUGGAGCAUUCACCUCCAUUCACCUAAUUGCCACUGGUGUAUCCUGUUUCCUCGGGGCGGGGCUGCUGUCCUUCCUAAUCUACGUAUAUUGUCAACGCUUCCACAAGCCUUCGCAAGAGUCUGCCAUCAUUCACCCCACCACCCCAAACCACCUCAACUACAAGGGCAACACCACGCCAAAGAAUGAGAAAUACACACCAAUGGAGUUUAAGACACUGAACAAAAACAACCUGCUUCCAGAUGAAAGAUCCAACUUCUACCCAACGCCACUCCAGCAGACCAACGUCUACACCACCACCUACUAUCCCACAGCGCUUGGCAAAUUCGACUACCAGCCCAACUCGUCCCCUUCACCGUGCAGGACCUACAACAACAGCAACAACAGCUGAGACACGGCCCACAACGGGCUCUCUAACCCCCCUGCCCCAAACGGACACCAACCCCAACGCCGUGGUGACAUAACAUGAACUGAAAUGUUGCUCCGAGCUUGGCCAGGUUCCUCUGUUCACCAUCGCCCCUCUCCUUGCUCCCGUAGUCUCUUCUGCAUGGUAGGGUUUGUGUUUUCAAGGGCGUUUUUUGGAACUUUCCAUCAGGAGAUGUGGGUUUGGACAACAAUGCCUGUGUCCUGGUACAGUCAUGAACUUAUGCAACCAGCUGGGGGUGUGUUAUGGUAAGGGCCUGACUGGAUAUAGCAGUGUCAACUCUCAGCUUUGUGUGGGCAACUAGUGGAAAAACUCUAGGAGGACGAGUAAUGGCUUUAGACAGAUUAUGACCACAUCACCUCAGUGCAGGUGCUGGGUCGAGCAUACGCAAUUCUGGAGGCUAACGUGAACAAAACACUACAAAAAAAAAAAAUUCCAUUUCUCUGGAUCUGGGUCACCAUUUUAUGCCUCUCCAUAACAAACCACAUCCUCAGCUUUGAGUCCCUUGACAACAAAAGCAGUUACAGAGAACAAACGGCGCAUAUGGUUAUGUCCUUGCCACACAACACAGAGCAAGAGAACAAAAGAGAAAACUCAAUGAAGUCGAUGAUGAAGUAAAUUAGAGAUCAAUAUCAGCCUGGUUGUUUGGGGGAGGGGGGAGGCAUGCACGCCCUCCAUUGAUGGCGUUUCACGUGACAAAAGAUAAGAACUUCAAAGUUGAUUAAGGUUUCGGACGGCUGUUUGGAGGAGUCACAGCACUCAGCAUCACUCAGCUGGAGAGAAACACCCUCUGUAUCAGCUUGUGAUCACAGUCUCGCGCCUUUUGUGGACAAGGACAUUCACUCGUAAAAUCAAAACAAAGCAAGGAAUGCUGGAGGUGUUCUGAACUGUAAAAGCUUUGGGAAUGCCGUGGGUGCCUGUAUGCAAUAGAGGGCAGGGGGCGAGAUUUGUUUAAUUUCUAUUUCAUUUGUUUUUUUUCCAAGAACAAUAAAGACUUCUGGAAGAGAAUUGAUUGAUUCUCCAAUUGAUUCUCCGAUGGAUGCAUUGAUUCUACUGAGUGCUAAAUAGCUCGGUGGUCAUAUCAAAUAUGGCCAGUGCGCUGAACAACUGGAUUGGGUUUUCUAUGAUGGUAGAAUAAGCUAGUAGACUGGCACUUGUUCUUUUUUUUUUUUUUUAAAUGUUUGUUUUUUUAAGAUGAUACUUGUUUCAUGCUCAGACGAGCCGUAGCAUAGGUGGAAAUAUUUUGUUAAAUAAGAUAUAACUGAUUAAUUCUUGUUUCCUUAAUUUCUUUAAUUUUUACUGAAUGAACGCAUUCCUUUGUUUUGAUUAUCCAGAAGCUUCAUAACCACUGCAUCUUCAACACAUGAAAUGCUAACACAAAAAUAAAACAAUUAAUUUUAAUGAUAUGGUUUUUUACAAAGAAUGACUGACAUUAACAUUAAUUUGGCCCCAACUGAAAAGACAAAAAGAAAAAAAAAAAACUGCUUGCUUAGAGGUUUGACAGUGUGAAGAUCAAAAUGAAUGCAUGCGUGUGUGGAUGUGCGUACGUGCAAACACAUGUACUGUCUGUAUGUCUGAAUGAGCAAAGGGGAGGGGGGGGUUGCUGUAUUUUGUACAAAGUUAAUGCUUUCAUACAUAUGACUAUGAGGUCUGUAAAGGUUGAUUUUUCUUUUUUUUUUUUUGCAUAUGUGUGCAUUUUUCCACACUCUGUCACUCUAGGCAUUCUGCUGGUUUUUCAUGUAUGAGAUGUUAAUCAUUGUAAGUUAAAGCAUCGCGCCUCUGGUUUCCUCUUGAGGUGGAAUGGACAUUAUUUAUAGUCAAAGCCUGGUUUAUAAAGGGCAUUUUCACAGCUAUAUUUUAUUAUUAUUGCCUGAUCGAUGAAUGCUAACCCAGCAAUGCUUUUCAGUUCAGCUAAUGUACAUGCACGAGAUGAGAGCUCUAUCUGUAUAUAAGAGCAAACAGCCUUCUGCCCAUUUAAUGUCCCCGAAGAGGAUCAUGUAAAUGUAUCUGUAUAUUGUAUAGCUAACACUGUUUGUUUAAAAAAUAAAAAAAAAAGCCUUAUAGUUGUUUAAAAAGGAAAAAAAAAAAAAAAAGUGCAGCAGCUAAGUACACACCAACCAUGAGGUUUGUUUGGGGACAGAGCUCCACGAUGUGACCGACCGCCUGUGGCUUCUGACCUUUCCCAGCUGCUCAAACAUCAAAUUUCCAGACUCAUGAACCCGCAAUGAAAACAACUCAGUGAAGCACUGAUAAUGACAGCAUUGAAUAUUAAAACACUGCAAAUAGCCACACAUAACCAGGAUAUGGCAUUCAAAAGAUGUGGUUGUGAUCUACAGUGAGCUCCUAUUGGCCUGGUCUCAAAGCCAUUCAUCUGAUUGGUUCAUUUGGAGCUCUGUCCCCUGCAAUGUGAGGCUCUGUGCCCUUCUAUGCAACUUACCAGGUGUACUGUUAGACCUGUCAUGUAGACUGUAAUCACUGCCUUUUAGACACUGUGAAUUUUUGGUACCCUAUAUUUUUGUAUAUUGUACAUUAUAAAAAGGACAAUAAACCUUGAUGCCAACACAAAA
Messenger RNA from Stegastes partitus (bicolor damselfish), 6262 nucleotides. Its product is annotated as semaphorin-5B-like. The transcript is spliced from 24 exons. The record is from RefSeq and is a predicted model, not a curated record. Gene Ontology annotation, biological process: axon guidance; neural crest cell migration; semaphorin-plexin signaling pathway. NCBI's taxonomy places the organism in Eukaryota, Metazoa, Chordata, Actinopteri, Pomacentridae. Gene Ontology annotation, molecular function: semaphorin receptor binding; chemorepellent activity. The coding region runs from base 270 to 3662 and encodes 1130 amino acids. Gene Ontology annotation, cellular component: plasma membrane.